AUGAGCCAAAAAGACCUGAUUUCUUUAAUUAGUGAGUGUCUCAAGCCAGUAAAAACUGAAAUUGCUCGCUUGACUAAGGAGGUAGAAGACCUGCAAGUUGAAGUGCUGAAUCUAUCCAAAGACAUAACACAAAAAGAUAAGAAAAUUGAGGAGCUCGAAGGAAGGUUAGAAGAGCAUGAACAAUACUCCAGACGCAACAAUCUGAGAAUCUUUGGUGUUACUGAAUCCCCCAAAGAAAACACUGAUGAUCUUGUGGUAAAAGUGGCUCAGAAGAUCAAUGUGGAUAUUGAUGUUUCUCAGAUUGACCGCUCCCAUCGCAUCGGCAAACCCGGCUCCAAGCCUAGACCGAUAAUAGUGAAAUUUAUUGGUUAUGGCCCCCGUCAUGCCAUGUUCAGGGCGAAAAAGGCUCUGAAGGGAUCUGGCAUUACUAUCCGAGAGGACUUGACAAAGCAGAGGUUGGACCUACUGAAGGGGGCGGCUGAGGUCUACUUUGAGAAAAAUGUCUGGUCUCAUGAUGGGGUCAUAAUGGUUAAAAUUGGUGAUCAUCGACCCUUCCGCCUGAAAAGAAGCAGUGAAUUGGAUUCACUAAUGGAAAAACAUGAACCUCCUUCAUAA
This is a messenger RNA of Frankliniella occidentalis (western flower thrips), 615 nucleotides long. Its product is annotated as protein unc-13 homolog C-like. Gene Ontology annotation, biological process: retrotransposition. Gene Ontology annotation, cellular component: ribonucleoprotein complex. NCBI's taxonomy places the organism in Eukaryota, Metazoa, Arthropoda, Insecta, Thysanoptera, Thripidae. The transcript has a single exon. Gene Ontology annotation, molecular function: single-stranded RNA binding. The coding region runs from base 1 to 615 and encodes 204 amino acids. The record is from RefSeq and is a predicted model, not a curated record.